GUCCAGCAUUCCAGUCUCGUUGCCACUUCAGGUCGUCGGUCGUCCUGGGGUCCAGUCCGCUUCAUCCCUGUCUAAUCGGUACUCCAAGCAGUCAGCUCCUGGACCCCAUCUACUCAUGUCCGUGUGAAUUAUCGUCGAGGAUAUUCUGCCCUUGCCAAGGUGCCAGGGCAAUCAUGGGCAUCAAAGGACUACAUGGUCUUCUCAAAUCGAUCCAGAAGCCUUGCCAUCUGAAGAAGUUUAGCGGGCAAGCUCUUGGGGUGGAUGCGUACGGAUGGCUACAUCGCGGCACGGUCGCUUGCGCGGUCGAUCUCGUCCUUGAUAGGCCUACAACAAAGCACAUUGACUUCGUCCUCAACCGAGUUCGCAUGUUACUCUACUUCGGCGUGAUCCCGUAUCUCGUUUUCGAUGGAGAUGACUUGCCUAGCAAGGCUGGAACAGAGUGUGAUCGUCAGCAGAGACGUCAGCAGAGUAAGGCUCUUGGGCUGGAGCUUCAACGGAAGGGGCGAAUCGCGGAAGCCUACCAGGAACUCCAGAAGGCCGUGGAUGUGACUCCGCUGAUGGCCCGUCAAUUGAUCGAGGAGCUCAAAAAGUUGAACGUCCAGUACGUUGUGGCGCCAUAUGAGGCGGAUGCUCAGCUCGUCUACCUUGAACGCCAGGGGGUAAUCAGUGGUAUCAUAUCGGAGGACUCCGAUAUGCUUGUGUUUGGCGCAAGAAGACUGCUAUCCAAAUUGGACCAGCACGGGGAUUGUAUCGAAAUCAACCGGGCCGACUUCACUGCGUGCCGAGAGGUUAGCUUGAUAGGAUGGACGGAUGCCGACUUCCGGCGGAUGUGUAUCCUCAGCGGAUGCGAUUACUUGGCCAAUAUCCCGAAGCUCGGUCUGAAGACUGCCUACCGAAGCAUUCGCAAAUACAAGAACGUGGACAAGGCGCUGCGUGCGCUUCAAUUCGAAAGCCAAUAUCAUGUUCCGACUGAUUAUCUCCGAAACUUCAGGCAGGCGGAGCUAACAUUCCUGUACCAGCGAGUAUUCUGUCCAAAUGCCGCGAAACUAGUCACACUAACCGCGCCUGCCGACAAUAUCAAUCUGGACGAACUGCCGUACAUCGGAGCUGAUAUGGACCCCGAGGUCGCGAGAGGGGUCUCUUCUGGCGAAUUGCAUCCCACGACCAAAGAGCCUCUUGUCCUCAAGACACUUUCGCCAAGCAAGCUGGCUGAACGCAAGCUGGCUAUGGGCGUCAAUCGCCGGCAGACGCUGGGAUCGUCGGCCGAAUUGAAACCGAAUAAACCCAUCAGUUCAUUCUUCACACCGAAGCGCACGCCACUGGCUGAGCUUGAUCCCAAUACUAUGUCUCCGUCCCCAAGCCAGCAGCGGCUUCUGCAACGCCAUGCGAACAGCUCCUGGGACAGUAGUCCUGCGACGGCUGGCCUGGGCGUCCCCCGGUCCGCUCCAUCCAUGGCACAAUCCCGCCGCGUGUCCAGCCCCCUUGUGCGAAGUGUCGAGCGGAACAAUUUCUUGGCCCAUGCCUCCCAGUCAACAUCCUUACAGUCGGUAAAACGACAGCGGCUUUGCUCUGAAACGGAAGAUAAGGCCCAGUCCGAUCGAGUCGGUUCGCGCAGCCGAUUCUUUGGGGACGAAGUCAGUCCCAGUGGGCAGAAAGUCACUCGAACGAAGAAAGCAAGAAAGUCUACGCUGGAUGUGUUUUCUGAUGACAUGGCUGAAGAUAUCAUGUCCCAGAUUCCGGACCCAUCCCAGGCUUCGACUGAAUCAAAGGGAGCCCCGUCCGGCAACCCUGAUAAUUCCAAUAGUCAAAGCCCGGGAAGUUUACAAGAUUCGAAGGCCCCGGAGGAACAGGAAGACGCGGCGGAGACGCCCGGCGAACAGCAAGUCACCGCCAUCCCGCCAAAGGAAUCCGUAAGCAUCGACAGCAACCCCAAGCUUUUUCACCAAGUACUGGAUUAUCAUGUGGAGAAGCAAAACUCUACGUUGCUAUCCAAAUAUACCUUCCAGCCUCAUGGGAAACAGGGCUCAGACAGGGCCAGCAAGCGCAAGGAUAGUGACACGCCGGGCCCGCGAAGUAUGACCCCUACAGGUCUUCGAGGGCCUGCAGCUGGAGGGACCGGACCCCCCCCUCGGCUCACCCCGCUACAGCGCCUGGGUCACAAUGCUCUCGCUCGAUCACGCUCGCUGAACAGCUUGCCACCUCGUGCGGCGAAAACACCUCCCGCUUCCAGGAAUAUCGUGGACCAGCCUAUCCAGAGCCAAGGGAGUGAAGAUAUGAUCAUUCCGGAUAGUGAAGAAGAACCUGACGAAGUUGACGGCGGCGAGCGGGAAUCAACUGCUUUCGAUCUGAAGCGCUUCUCCUUUACGAGCAAAUAGCUCGAGGUCCCCCGAUGCAUUACUAGGCACUGGAUGCUGGGCAACUCCAGCUGUCUCGGCGUUGGUAUAUCUUCCUGUCUGUUUUUGUUAUUGAAUUGGGCAUCGUUCUUGAUAUAUGGCAUGGUAGGAUACAUAUUGGGAGCCCAAUAUUGGGAGCCAACAUACGUUGUAUACACUAUUUUGGACGCAUCGUGUGGCGACAUGGAGCCAGCUGUUCGUCUGGAUACACUAUAUACUAGGAUAUAAAUAUCACA
This is a messenger RNA of Aspergillus campestris IBT 28561, 2629 nucleotides long. Its product is annotated as putative exonuclease. Gene Ontology annotation, molecular function: DNA binding; 5'-3' DNA exonuclease activity; 5'-flap endonuclease activity. NCBI's taxonomy places the organism in Eukaryota, Fungi, Ascomycota, Eurotiomycetes, Eurotiales, Aspergillaceae. The record is from RefSeq and is a predicted model, not a curated record. The transcript is spliced from 3 exons. Gene Ontology annotation, cellular component: nucleus. Bases 174 to 2375 code for a protein of 733 amino acids. Gene Ontology annotation, biological process: mismatch repair; DNA recombination; DNA double-strand break processing.